Messenger RNA from Fusarium venenatum, 3363 nucleotides. RefSeq lists its product as uncharacterized. The record is from RefSeq and is a predicted model, not a curated record. Gene Ontology annotation, molecular function: ATP binding; protein tyrosine kinase activity. Lineage: Eukaryota; Fungi; Ascomycota; Sordariomycetes; Hypocreales; Nectriaceae. Gene Ontology annotation, biological process: protein phosphorylation; negative regulation of G2/MI transition of meiotic cell cycle. Gene Ontology annotation, cellular component: nucleus; cytoplasm.
AUGUCCUUCUCGAACAGCAGUGGUGGCACAAUCGCCCUACCAUCGCCAACACACGCUCACCACAUCGACGUCACAUCGGCAGUUCGCACAUUACGACGAUCUAUUUCGCGAUCACCUUCAAAGUUCUUGACGCGCUCCAGUCCGCAAUCGCUGAGCCCCGAGAGCCCCCACCAAACAUCACCUCAAUCGCCCUCCCAAUCGCCUUGCCGUCGAUUUGGCGCGACGCCUCAAAACCAACACACUCUACCGUCACAUACGCGGUCGGCACCACCUAACAACGGUAUCCUUCACCCCGCCUUCACGCCUUUCCGCCCCAACGUCCGACUUUCCUUAAGGUCCGCCAAAGCCGGAAAGACCUCUCCCUUGAGACAGUUGACAAGAACCCGCACGUCGCCAAGGAGUCCUCUGAAGCGGGCUCUGAACACCGCACCCGACAGUGGCAAUUCUUUACCCGCCAUGCCCGCGCCCUCUGUUAUCGACGUUACAGGACAAGAGAACAACGCGCUCGGAGCCACAAGCCCUCUGACUGUGAGUCCCGAGAAGCGAAGUAACCUUCACCUCGAAGCACCUGGAUCUUCGCCAACGGCAUUUAUCAAGUCCCUUGACGGGCACUACGAAUUCCAAAUGGUUCCCAAUAAUGGAUCGUUGAAGCGCAGCGAUGCGACUAUGAAUCUGGACCAGCCGAGCCAGGAAAGCCCAGUGGCUAAGCGUCGUAGCUUGCAUGGAAUCUCGGUGCUGGGCCAGAACGAGGACCAGAACGUCUUUGGUUCCAACACAACAUCGUCGCAGAGCUUCUUUAUCCACGAGGAUGCAUCUACAGAGUAUGAGAUUGCGGGCACUACUGGGUCGCCAUUCCGGGACCCGGUCCCUUCCCCAACACCUACAAACAGCAAUGUACCCAAGAGGUCAUCGUCUUUGCGGAAGUCGACCCUGCAACAAAGAUACGGGGAGCGGGGUUCUUGGGGCAGAAGGUCUGGCGAGCGACAGCUAGCUCAGAUGAGCGCCGAAUACUCCCCUGUCCGAAGUCGCCCACGCCUCUCUCAGGACCAGUUUGUCCCUCCUGCUGUACCUCAAGAGAGUCCUUUUGCGUCCACAACACCAGCUUCGAAACCACCUACUUUUAUCACCGAUGUUGACUAUGAGUCUAAUCCACUAUCUACUACACCCACCUCGCAACCGCCUGGCUUCGCAGGUGCUGAUAUGGGCUACGAGCACACACCUGUAUCAACUACGCCUAUUUCGAAGCCCCCUAUCUUCGCGGUCGACAAGGGACAUCAACCCCAUCCGUUGUCCAAGACCUUGACGACAUCAUCUUCAGGCAAUAGCCUCACUGAGGAGACGCCCAUGUAUGCUCCUGUUGCCAGGGUGCCAGCUAAAUCUCACAUCUUUUCACGCUCCCUGCCCCUCAAUGCAACAAGGCCAACCCGUCCCAAUGAUAUGGCCAGGGCUAUGGCGACGCCUAGCCAGAACCAUCUGUGGGUCGGUGCUUUCAACUCUACUGGUUUGAUUUCCAAGGUCAACCGAAAUCCCGAGGAGGAUGCAGACAAGAAGAUGGCACCUCCUGAUACACCGUGCAAGAAGCACUCUAACCCUUUCGCCACUUUCCCUCCACCAGCCGGGAGUGCCAUGAAGAAGAGGGUUAACAACCGAAAUUCUUUUGGCGGAAUUCCCUCAACACCGUUCAGCAAUGGCGGCGUCCAGGGUACCAACUCUAACCCCUUCAGUAGGCCUGGUAAGGGCAUGUCUAUCUUCCAACGCAGUGCUUCUAGGGGUGCACGCCGCGGUAGCGUCCUUAGUCUCGAUGGCGACGAGAACAAUCUUUUUAAUGACACGCUUGACUUCUCCACCCCAAUGGAGGGCGACGCUCCUCCAACCCCGACCAAGAAUACUCUUACUCCCAGCCUUAGCAAGGUUAGCGAGCACUCUUUCGAAAGCCCUCAGGACAACCACAGCCCAACCGCGAAUCGUAUCCUCCACGCCCCUACGCCCAUCUUCGGUAACCCAAUUCCUCGAGAAGCAACUUCGAGCCCUCUUGAUGGACGAAGAACACCGCAAACACCUCGUGAGAGUUUGCUUCCCCUCGAUACCAGCCGACUGUCAAUUUCGCAGGCUGGCGACUCCUUUUCUGACAACAUGGCGCCUCCCGUAACCCCAACAGCAGGCCGAGAUUUGAGGUCCUCAACUAGCCUCCUUGUUACCCCCGUGAAUAUCCGCACCAGCAACGUUGAUCUUGACGUGAGCUUGUCAUCACGGUUUGAAAAGGUUGAGCAGAUUGGAAAGGGAGAAUUCUCGCUUGUCUACCGAGUCACUCAAGUGGACCAACAGCAGAUGACCUUCGAUGACCUCAUCGCAACUCCCUCAAAGAGCCCCGCAAAGGGAAAGGUAUUUGCCGUGAAGAAGAGUAAGCAACCUUUCCAAGGACCCAGGGAUCGGGAAACCAAGCUCCGAGAGGCGGAGAUUCUCAAGGCCUUGAGCCACUCCCAGCAUGUGGUACAGUAUUUUGACAACUGGGAGCACAACUAUCAUCUGUACAUCCAGACUGAGUACUGCGAGGAGGGCACCCUCGACAAGUUCUUGGGCAAUGUUGGACGGGGAGGUCGAUUGGAUGACUUCCGCAUCUAUAAGAUCCUUCAGGACCUUUGCCUGGGUCUCAAGGACAUCCACGACGCUGGCUUCAUGCACUUGGACUUGAAGCCGGCAAACAUCCUUGUCACCUUUGAAGGCGUUCUCAAGAUCGCUGACUUUGGUCUGGCUCAAUCAUGCUCAUCUGCUGAGGGUGUUGACGUUGAGGGUGAUCGUGAGUACAUGGCUCCCGAGAUGCUCAAGGGCAAAUCCUGCCAAUCCGCCGACGUCUUUUCUCUGGGCCUCAUCAUCCUCGAGACCGCAGCAAAUGUAGUCCUCCCUGACAACGGACCUACUUGGAUUGCUCUGCGUUCCGGUGAUCUCUCCGAAGUACCCAGUCUAACCUGGAACCCUUCAAUCGAGGUUCAACGAGAUGCGACUGGUAACCCUACCGAGGGAAUGGUCAGCGACGGGUUCGCUAGUGACAAGACCCAUGACCCAAGCAACCUGUUUGGCUCCUACAAGCGAUCGGAACUACAGCAACCUCCCGACUUCAUGGUCAAUCCCAUGCACGUUAGCUCGCUUGAUUCUAUUGUGCGAUGGAUGACAGCGCAGGAGCCCAGCGAACGGCCAACUGUGCACCAAGUCCUUCAACUAGAGGGUAUGCAGUGGAUCAGCCACCAGCGCGCCGCACCGGCUACUGUUUACGAAGGAAACUGGGGACCAGCCGACAUGUUCCCCAUCUCCGAAAUAUCAAUCGCAGAGGGCGGCGACAGCGACACAGAGAUGACGGAUGUCUAA